UUUUUCUUUUAUUUAUUUAUUUAUGUUUAUUUGAUGAAAUUAAAUUAAAUAUGUGAUAAUUAAAUUUGUAAUUUUAGAUUUUAAAAAUUUAAUAAAAAUGAAUAAUCAAUUAAAAACAGUUUCAGAAGAAUUAAAAGAUAAUAUAUUAAAAAAAUUAAAAAUAUUAAAAAAUAAAUUUAUAAUUCAUAAUAAUUUGGAUAAAUGUAAAAUUAAUAAAAAAAAAUUAUCAAUUAAUGAUGUUGUUAUGAUUUGUGAACAAAUUGAAGGAUUUGUUGAUUUUAUUAAAAAUACAACAAACAUUGAACAUUUUAUUUAUGAUAUUCCUUCAAAUUUGGAGGAGCGAUUUAAUGAUAAUGUCCAAGAGCUAGAAGCUUUGUUGAAUGAAAUAAAAAGUUCACAUAUUAAUAUAAAAAAACAACAAGCACAGUAUAAUUUUGUUAAAAAAGAAAAAGUAGUACUUCAAAAAACAUUAAAAAAACUAAAAGACACUGAAAUUCGAGAAAUGGAAAUGGUUGCAGAGGCAUUUGAUAAAACAAUGUUUUCACGCUGGGAAACUAUAAAACAAACCAAAAAAAUUGAUGUGAUUGAGAAAUUUUUAUAUGAAAUUCAGAGUAAACAAUUGGCACUUGAAAAUUUGAGAAUUUUGUCAUCAAGAAGACUAUCAAAUCUUUCGUCAAUUUUAAAUAUUAAAAAACCCGAAGAAAAAUUUAAAAUUAAUUCAAAUUUACCAAUUGUUAAUGAUGAAGAAUCAGUCUCACAAUCAAGUUUAAAAUUUCCGCAGUUUUUUUUUCCUCCUCGACAAAUUGAAAUAAAUAUACAACCAGAAAAUUCACUUGAUAUUUUUCAAGAAAAUUGACAACACAAGACUAAUUUUUUAAAACUACACAAUGGCAUAAAUUUAAAUCGAAUAUUUAAAAAAUUCAACUAUCAAUUGUCAUUGUUAAUGGAAGAAAACUGAGUACUUCAUCAGAAAAUCUACUGUGUGGUACAUCAUGUUCCAAUAAUAAAACUUCAUUUUCAGUCUCUUUAUCACCAAUAUUACCAAGUGCAC
Molecule: messenger RNA, 1051 nt
Organism: Aphidius gifuensis
Lineage: Eukaryota; Metazoa; Arthropoda; Insecta; Hymenoptera; Braconidae
Exons: 5
Coding region: 98-856 (252 amino acids)
Source: RefSeq, a predicted model, not a curated record